AUGGUGCGCGAUAGAUGCAACGAGUUGAAGCCAUGUCGCGCUUUGCUGGACUCAGGGUCACAAGGCACGCUUAUAACCGAAUCUUGCGUACAGCGACUGCAGCUGAAACGAGGCUUUGAUAGAUCUAUGUUAUAUGGGGUCGGUUCAGUCAAUGGAGGUCACACUAGAGGAAGGGUCGAAUUAAAUAUCGAGGCGACACAAUAUGACACCAUUAUUAGAACUGAGGCAUUAUGCUUGCUCAAUUUAACUUACACUUUGCCUCCGUGCGAUAUAAGCCAUCACAGUUGGACAUUUUUCAAUGAAGUUAAUCUUGCAGAUCCUUCAUAUUCGAAACCUGGUAAAAUCGACAUCAUACUUGGAGCAGAUGUCUUCACUAGCUGUUUACUGCCAGAGAAGUUGACUCAUCCUAGCGGUUCACCGACCGCAGUCAACACAAUUUUCGGUUGGGUUAUAAUGGGUAAAAUAAAGGGAGCAGACGAACAAAACAUUGUAACUGCACAUACAUGUGUGGAUUUAAAUCAGCAACUUCAACGCUUCUGGGAAGUUGAAGAUCUACGAGAACCGACAAAUUACCUGACGGAUGAAGAGAAAAAAGCGGAAUUACAUUUUCAACAACAUACUCAGUGCGAUGUACAAGGCAGGUACGUUGUUAGGCUCCCGUUAAAAGAGGAUGAGGUUAACCUAGGGGAAUCACGGUCUGCUGCGCUUAGACGACUUAUUUCAGUGGAGCGUCGAAUCGACAGUGAUGUGCAACUCAAGGAAGAAUAUGGGAAAUUUAUGGACGAAUAUUUAGAGUUGGCGCAUAUGGAGAUUAGCAGCACGGUAAACGUACACAGAAAGUACUUCAUGCCACAUCACGCAGUAUUCAAACCAACAAGUGCCACAACAAAACUACGGGUAGUGUUCGACGCAUCCUGCAAGAGUUCAAAUGGAUUGUCACUCAACGACAACUUGUUAAUCGGUCCAACAAUACAAAAGGAUCUGUUCGAGAUCAUAACCAAAUUCAGGAAAUACAAGGUUGGAUUUGCCGGCGAUAUCGAAAAAAUGUACCGACAGGUAUUGGUACAUCCAGAUGACCGGCCGUUGCAGCGUAUAUUGUGGGGACGUUCCACGGAGGAAGAACCUACUGCUUACGAUCUUCGCACCGUAACAUAUGGCACGGCAGCUGCACCUUUCUUAGCGGUAAGGACACUGCAGCAAGUGGCAUAUGACUACUCUGAUGAAUAUCCUGACGCAGCAUCUGCAAUAUCGAACAAUUUUUAUGUAGAUGAUUUCUUGGCAUGUGCUCCCAAUUCAGGAGGAGCAGUGAAGCUAAAGAACGACGUGUGUUCAGUUCUAUCCGAGGCAGGAUUCAAGCUACGUAAGUGGUCAUCAAAUUCGAGAAAGUUCUUGGGUACAAUUGACAUAGAUGAUUAUGAAAAAUCUCCUGAUACAAUCAUCGACACCACAAGCGCCGUAAAAACACUUGGUUUGCUUUGGGAGACUUCAACAGAUAACUUCAAGUACAACGUGGUGCUUGAAGAUAUCACGUUAACCGUGACAAAACGUAAUGUACUAUAUUGCCAGAAUAUUCGACCCAAUCGGAUGGAUUGCUCCGAUCGUUAUUAA
Molecule: messenger RNA, 1608 nt
Organism: Rhagoletis pomonella (apple maggot)
Lineage: Eukaryota; Metazoa; Arthropoda; Insecta; Diptera; Tephritidae
Exons: 1
Coding region: 1-1608 (535 amino acids)
Source: RefSeq, a predicted model, not a curated record